AUGCCUUUUAACAAUAGUGUUUUGCUGUCGAUUAUCAAAAUCUUGACUCUUCAGUCUUUAUUAGUACUCUCUGCUUCACAAGAUUUCGAUUUCUUCUACUUUGUCCAACAGUGGCCGGGAUCGUAUUGUGACACAAAACAAGGUUGUUGCUACCCGAAAUCAGGAAAGCCGGCAGCAGAUUUCGGGAUUCAUGGACUUUGGCCUAAUCGAAACGAUGGUUCCUAUCCCUCCAACUGUGACCCUAGCAACCCUUUUGAUGCAUCCAAGAUUUCGGACCUUACUAGACAAAUGCAGUCGGAUUGGCCAACGUUAUCAUGCCCAAGCAACGACGGGUUAACAUUUUGGGGUCGCGAGUGGGACAAGCAUGGCACGUGCUCAGAAUCUGUACUUGACCAACACGACUAUUUCUCAACCGCUCUUAACCUUAAAACCGAAAUAGAUCUUCUUAAAGCUCUCCAAAGCGCAGGGAUUGAACCAAACGGGUCAAGUUACAGUUUGAGUAGCAUUAAGGACGCAAUCAAAGGGUCAAGUGGGUACACUCCAUGGAUCGAGUGCAACAAUGAUUCGUCCAGUAAUAGUCAGUUGUACCAAAUCUAUCUGUGUGUCGACUCAACGGCUUCAGGCUAUAUUGAAUGUCCUGUCUUUCCAAAUGGAAGUUGUGGUUCCUCAAUCGAGUUUCCUUCGUUCUGAGUUGAUUGUUUGGAUAUAUGCCCAUUU
Erigeron canadensis is the source of this 717-nucleotide messenger RNA. Its product is annotated as extracellular ribonuclease LE-like. NCBI's taxonomy places the organism in Eukaryota, Viridiplantae, Streptophyta, Magnoliopsida, Asterales, Asteraceae. Gene Ontology annotation, biological process: RNA catabolic process. Gene Ontology annotation, molecular function: RNA binding; ribonuclease T2 activity. The record is from RefSeq and is a predicted model, not a curated record. Bases 1 to 690 code for a protein of 229 amino acids. The transcript has 4 exons. Gene Ontology annotation, cellular component: extracellular region.